Molecule: messenger RNA, 1589 nt
Organism: Rhagoletis pomonella (apple maggot)
Lineage: Eukaryota; Metazoa; Arthropoda; Insecta; Diptera; Tephritidae
Product: sialin-like
Exons: 6
Coding region: 69-1511 (480 amino acids)
Biological process (GO): monoatomic anion transport; transmembrane transport
Molecular function (GO): transmembrane transporter activity
Source: RefSeq, a predicted model, not a curated record
AGAAAAAACUUAUAAAAUUUUAUAAAACCAAACUCCAUUAAAUUCAAUUAUAAAAAAACAGCUACUAAAUGACUGACGCAGAGGAUAAACGUCCAGAAUGGGGCAAAAAAUUGUCCAAAUUUGUCCCAAUACCACAGCGUGUUAUCAUGGCCAUAAUGGGAUUCUUUUCCAUAAUCAAUAAUUAUACGCUACGCAGUUGUAUUUCCGUUACAAUCACCCGUUUGGUUUUAAAGCGAACUUAUUCAAAUGAAACCGCGGCUAGUGGAGAGGUCUGCCCAAAACCUGAAUUAACCGAAGAGGAAGAGAAACUGGCAGGCGGUGAAUAUGACUGGUCACAGGAAAUGCAAGGUUACAUACUUGGCGCUUUUUAUAUUGGCUACAUUUUGGGGCAUUUACCUGCUGGUUUCCUAUCCGAAAAAUACGGCGCAAAAUGGGUCCUGGUAUGUGGAAUGUCCACAGCUACCAUACUAACAAUAUUUACACCAUUGUGCAUUAAAUUACUUGGACCGGUUGCCUUAAUUAUUUUACGUGCUAUAAUGGGUUUUGGCGCUGGCUUCUCAUAUCCCUCAUUCAGUGCUCUUUUGGCACAUUGGGUACCCACACAUGAGCGUAGUUUGCUUGGUGCAUUUAUAAUGGGCGGUGGUCAAAUGGGUACGGUGUUGAGUAAUAGUGUGUCAGGAACUAUUUUGCGUUAUACAACAUGGCCAUGGGUAUUUUAUACAUUUGGAUUUUUCGCCGCUUUGUGGAUAUUGUUUUUUAUAUUAUUGUGCUAUAGUGACCCAGAAUCGCAUCCGUAUUUAGGAGACAAAGAGAAGGAGUAUCUUAUGCAACAUAUGGGUCGACUUGGACGUGAUCAUAAUUUACCAGCUUUCCCUUGGUUGACCGUCUUCAAAAGCAAAGAAAUGUGGGUACUCAUUUGCGCCCAGAUCGGACACGAUUGGGGCUUUUAUGUAAUGUCCACUUGUUUCCCGAAAUUCUUGAAUGAUGUUUUACAAUUGCAAAUACUCAAAACUGGCAUAUACUCUUCGAUUCCAUUCUUAUUAUUUUGGUUUGCUUCGCUUUUAUUUGGGACAAUAUCUGACUUUAUAAUUAAACGCGAUGUGAAAAGGGCGACAUGUGUGCGCAAAUGGAUGACAUUUAUAGCCGCAACACCUUCAGGCCUCUUCAUGGUUCUAGCCGUCUAUGUUGGCUGUAAUACUCUUCUAAUUAUUUUAUUCUUCACCAUCUCCAUGGCACUAAUGGGUGCCUUCUAUGCUGGCAUAAAAUUGACUCCGAAUGAUAUGACUCCAAAUUAUGCAGCUACUGUGAUGGCUAUUGUUAACGGAUUGGGUGGCAUUGCUGGUGUUCUGGCGCCCUAUUCAGUAGGUUGGCUAACGAAAAAAACCCUCUUACCUGAAUGGCAGAUAGUAUUUUGGCUGGCUCUUGCUAUUCUCACCAUACCAACUAUACCCUUUUGCAUUUGGGGCACAGCUGAAGUGCAGGAAUGGAAUGAACAAUCAAAGAAGGAAUAGAAAGUUCAAUUUCCAAUUCGCAAGGUGCUUUCUUUAGUUUAGUCGAUGUGCACUGACGCUUUUAUUUAAUAUACAUAU